This is a messenger RNA of Stereum hirsutum FP-91666 SS1, 1494 nucleotides long. Its product is annotated as MFS general substrate transporter. The coding region runs from base 1 to 1494 and encodes 497 amino acids. Gene Ontology annotation, molecular function: transmembrane transporter activity. The record is from RefSeq and is a predicted model, not a curated record. The transcript has 13 exons. NCBI's taxonomy places the organism in Eukaryota, Fungi, Basidiomycota, Agaricomycetes, Russulales, Stereaceae. Gene Ontology annotation, biological process: transmembrane transport.
AUGGAAAAAGGCUUCCCUUAUGCCGGUGACGGCUCUGAGACACCCCGGUCUCAUUUCGACAAGUACGAAGUCAUCCUAGACCCUCAGGAUGACCCACAAGAGUUAUCCCUCAUUCGGAGGUGGCUCGCUGUAAUCACGAUCAGUUUCUCGUCAUUGUGUGUCGCGUGUGCUUCAUCUGCUGCGGCGUUUACGGAAACGGGAGUUGCGAACGAGUUUGGUGUCAGCAGAGAGGUUACUAUCCUUGCCGUCAGCCUGUACACACUCGGUUUGGGAAUGGGUCCGCUGCUCGUCGGACCACUCUCAGAAGUGUACGGGAGGAACAUCAUCUACAGGGUGUCUUUCAUUGGCUUUUUCGCGCUCACUUGGCCUGUGGCAUUCGCGCCCAAUAUUGCCGUAUACCUCGUCUUCCGAUUCAUCACCGGUCUACUGGGCGCGUCAUUCUUGAGUGUCGCAGGAGGAAGCGUCAGCGACCUCUUCCCAGACAAUGCCGUUGCUACUCCUAUGGCUGUAUACACUAUCUUCCCAUUUAUCGGCCCUGAGCUUGGGCCGAUGUUUAGCGGUUUCAUCAACCAAAACACCAACUGGAGGUGGACCUAUUAUGUCUUCCUCAUCUGGUCCUUCGUCCAAACUAUCGCCUUGUUCGCUUUCGUACCGGAGACGUACAAACCAGUCAUUCUCAAGCGUAAAGCACAAAGACUGCGGAAGACGACUGGGAAUCUCAAUUACUAUGCUCCUCUGGAGAGAACGAACAAGAAUCUCGUCACUGCUGUUGCUAUUAGUUGUUACCGCCCAUUCCAACUUAUCUUCUUCGACCAUAUGGUUCUUCUCCUCAACCUAUGGUCAUCCAUCGUCCUCGGAGUCAUCUACCUUGCAUUCCAAGCAUUCCCCAUCAUCUUUGAAGACAAUCAUGGCUUCAACAUGCAAUGCACCGGGCUUACGUUCAGUGGUAUCGGUCUUGGCAUGAUUCUUGCGUUGUGCAGUCAGCCUUAUUGGAACGCGUACCGCAAACUUCAUGGUAGUAUCCCGCCGGAAGAGGUUCUCCACAUCGGCCAAGUAGGCGGUAUUCUCGCUCCCAUCGGUCUCUUCUGGCUCGCCUUCACGACCUACCCCUCCGUGCACUGGAUCGUCCCCAUCCUCGGCUCCAUCCCCUUCGGCGCAGGGACCUACUUCAUCUUCACCUCCGUAUUCACCUACCUCGUCGUCGCCUACCGGCCCGUGGCCGCCUCCGCGCUCGCGUCGAAUAGCGUCAUGCGAUUAGGGUUCGCGGCCGUUUUCCCGCUGUUUGCGAACGCGAUGUAUGCGAGGCUGGGGACUGUGGGUGCGACGGCGCUUUUGGCGGGGUUGACGACGUUGAUGGCGCCUUGUCCAUUCGUGUUUUAUAAAAUUGGACGGAGACUUCGAAAUCGAUCCGCGUUCGGGACAAAAGACUCUGAAGCUGUCAUGCAAAGCCAAGCACCGGCGACCCCCGUCGUCACCUCUGUCGCACAUACUUAG